Caenorhabditis auriculariae is the source of this 1160-nucleotide messenger RNA. The record is from the annotation of a GenBank genome assembly. Lineage: Eukaryota; Metazoa; Nematoda; Chromadorea; Rhabditida; Rhabditidae.
AUGACGAGCCUCGAAAGACCGCCGCUCAUCGUCAACAAAGGCUUUUUGGAUUCUCGCCAAAAUCUUCUUAAGAUCGUGGAAGUAGUACGUUUCUUUUUUUUCAGUCAAUUUAAUGAUUCGAUAAUCAUGAAAAGCAGAACUUUUUGAAAGCAAAACCUUUUUCAUUCCAUGAAAAUGGCUUUCAUACUCUAUUAGAGGAAAUUUGUACCCAACCGUUUUUUUUGGCCUUUUAUAGUUUUAUUCCAGGAAACUUUGUUUUCUUCUACAUCAUUCCUGAAACAUGAAACUGUUCAUAAAUUUUCUGAGGUUGAAAGUGUAAAAGAUUUGAAACACCUAAGAGAACACUAAAAAUAAGUGUUUUUUUUUUGAAACUGUAAUCUUGUCAUUUUUCAGAUUCUUGGAGUCACCACCGCUUGUGUGAACAAUUAUUGCUACCCUAAUCCUUUCCAUUCUUACUGUACUGAAAGGUGAGCUUUUCACGAGAAAAUCAAUUUAAUUUCUGCUCGGAAUAUUUGGUAGCUUUUCCAGUACACUGUUCAAGGCACAGUGGCCUCUUUACCUUCAAAAAUAACGCUUUUGUCUUAACUUGAGAAAAAAAAAAACAAUAAGUCUUAUUUGUCAGGCUCACAGAGUCUUCAUCUUAGGUGUUGUAUAAAUCAUAAUUGAUCAAUUUUCCUCUUAAAAAAUCUUCAAGAACAAAAAAAACGUUCUUGUGAGGUUUGAUUUUACGUUGAACUCUUUCAGAAUAUUCUACGCGACUCAACUUUUUUCGAUACUCGUGAUCAACAUUUUUUGUAUUGCUCUAACAGCUCUUCUUGCAAUGGCCAAUCUUCUUGGGUUUUAUGAUGCUUUUUACAAAUUCAAUUUUCCAGUUCUGGUCAGUUUUCGACGUUUAUUUCAAUGACAGAGGGAAUUUUUUAGGAAAGGUUUCUAACCACAUUGUUUGCCGUUCUGUAUCUGACAGAUGUAGUGAUAAUAUUUUCGGACGUUAUGAGCGUUCCUUUCAGUCCUGCCUGGAUGCUUCCUUUGGUGAGUAUUUGAAAGAAAAAAAGCGUUAUUUUGACAAAACUCUACAGAUCUUCACAUUAUGGACCGCUGUGGUAUAUAGCGCCGACGCGUAUUUUUUGUGGAGUAAAAGAAAUUACCGCGAGCAAUGGUGA